AUGCCCUUGACCCAUAUCGGCAGUUAUACCCGAGCACCUCCAUCCGUGAUAUCAACGCCGCAGCCUAAACUCGAUUAUCAUGUGGAGAAGCUAUGUUGCAUCUUGGCGGCGCAAUUUGACGCCAUUGGUCGGUUUGAGGUGGGUUUGCCUGGGGAAGUGGAGGUUAUGGGACCAUUGAACGAUAAGAGUUUCAUUAACGUCGAAGAAUACUUUGCUGAAUAUGGCAUGGUCACUGUCCGUUAUCAGAGGUUUUGGCAAGAUCCUGGUCUCGAAGAAUCCUUCAGUCCUCUAAGCAAAGUCUCAUUGAGUGUGAUCUUUGUUCAUAACAUAGAGGACGAGGACUGGUAG
This is a messenger RNA of Penicillium malachiteum, 348 nucleotides long. RefSeq lists its product as uncharacterized. The record is from RefSeq and is a predicted model, not a curated record. NCBI's taxonomy places the organism in Eukaryota, Fungi, Ascomycota, Eurotiomycetes, Eurotiales, Aspergillaceae. The transcript has a single exon. Bases 1 to 348 code for a protein of 115 amino acids.